GCCAUAUUUACCUUCGUUUCGUGUGUUUAUUGCAAACUAAAAAACCCCGGAUCGUUGAGUUAAAUUACAAGGUUUCUAUCUCUCCGAUUUAACCAAUUUUUUUCUACAUUUUUGUCAAUUUUUUGAAGUAUUUAGAAGUCGGAUUUAAUUUCUAGUAUCUUACAGCUUUAGUUAAAAUUCAUAUAUAAAAAACUAGAGUACGCCACGUUCGCAUAUUUUGGUUUAAAUGUACCAUAUUAUCAUUACAUGAGAGAAAAACUUKAACACUGCUGGGACUGUAAUUUACUUUGAGGAUCGAAGGCGAUCGAAGCGAUCAGAAAUCAUUUGAUCUAUUUAAUAAUUUUCCUAAUUCGAUCCGAAAUGUAUUGAGAAGCGGUCGUUCGUUCUGUUUACCAUAUUGUUUUAUUGUCUUUUUUUUACCUCAAUACGAAUUUUUAAGGCUUCAUUGGAUAAAAAUGGGUUGUGGAAGCUCGAAAGAAUCAGGGACGCAGCCAAAUAACGUUGCCCAGAAUGGGAACGUUCAAACAUCGAGCCCUAACAACAACAAUGGUGUUCCAAAACAGAAAGACGACAAAAACAUUUCACGACGUAGCUCUGCCAGCUCUAAACGAAGUAGAAAGAGUAGCUCUAGCAGCUCUAGUAGCUCUAGCAGCUCGAGUAGUUCAAGUAGUUCUGGAUCGAAAAGGUCUGUAAAGGACUUUGCGAAGCAAGCAGAUCAAGUUGAUGGUCAUGAGAAGGCGACCGAAGCCCCCGUAGCGACUACAUCACCUCCGAAAGAGGAACRACAAAGAGAAAGCGCUAAUCCACAGAAGGAACCCGAGAAAGCACCCCAGCAACCCAAAGAAGAAUCUCCUCAAGAAACAAAACCAGAAGAAAACCAAGAAGUAAAAGAAACCGCUGAGGUUCAAGAAAAACCUAACUUUGAUCAAGAAGUUCUUAAGAGGUUCAUUGACUUGGACGCUGAGAUAAAAGARCUUUCAAGUAAAGACAGAGAAACCUUAAGAUUGGCCGAGUACAACAGACUGGUUGAACUCCAUAAGAUUCUCACAGCACAAACAGAAAAGGUUGAAGAACUWAGGCAAAAAACCAACAAAGAGUACCAAGAUGUAGUUCAUACUCAACACCCUUCAGUUAAAGCAAUGUUUAUCAACGAAGGGCAGCAUGACGCAGCCCUCGCCARGGAAAUGCAAGAAUACAUUGACGCCCUCAAUCAACAAGAAGUAGCAGAACAAGAGAUGGAAAGUACAAAAGAGAAGUACAAGAACAUGUACAACGCUUACAGUAGCACAGCCGAAAAGUACAGAGAAGAAGAAAAGCGGCUUCAAGAGCUCCAGCUUGAACAAGAGAAAAUACUUGGCCAAGUCUUUAACGACAGUUACGGCAGCGAUAAGGAAUGGAAGAUUGAACUGGAGUUAGAUAUGUUGGAAGAGAAGAAGGAGAGAAUACAGGGGGCCCAUUUUAAGUGGACAAACGCUCAGAAGUUUAUGCGUACAGCAACUGCACAGAUCAAUUGGGCUGCAAAACGCUGGGCACAGAUUGGAACCCACAAUGUACAGGCACCAAUGGCAAAGUAUCAAAUGUCAGCAGAAACAAGAAACCAUUUGAUUGCAGCUUCCCAGAACAUAAAAGCUACGCACAAGUUCCUUGAACCAAUACGAGUGCCGUACUACACAAUUGAAGAUGUCAACCGACUUGAUUCCUUGAUCAACACAAUAUUUCAUGAUGUGCAAGUCUCUAACAGAUAUCAGAACUCAUACUCGUGCUUUGUGAAUGACUACAACAAAUGCCAAAACCUGUUAAACUGGAUUGACCAGGUUCUAACCAACACAAUCAACAAAGACUUCACUGACAUCAAGAAAACAUACCACGAGAAAUACUACGAACUCAAGGAGGAGAGAAUGAUACUGAUUCAGGCCAAAAUUAAAGAAAAGCUUGGCAUCGAGCUGUCUUUGGAGUUCAAGAAAGAGCAAUACAAGGAYGAGUCGACAGGUGAUGAAGGAGGCGAAGCAGUUGUCCAGCCAGGGACUGUCGAAAAGGAGGAAGGUGAUAACCAAACACCAGAAGCGGAGGCUGGAAAUGACGAGCCUCCUGCGGAACUCCCACAGUCUCUGCCUACAGCUGAAGGAGAAGAAAGCACAGAAACUCCAGCUGCAGAGGGAGAAGGAGAGAAGCCUGAAGCUGAGAACCAGCCUGCGGUGAAAGCGGUGCCGCUAUCGGAGCUAGCACUGGCUCCAAACCAAGAAGACUUGUUUGGUGACAUUGAACAGUUGAAGAAGAAACACGAAGAAGAGAUAGCAGAGUUUGAGAAGGCACAAGAAAUGAACAAAGCAAGGGUUGAUCAGGGAUUGCAGGAGAGGCUACAAGCAAGACGAAGUAGACGACGAAAGAUGAAGAAACAAAAUGAAGAGGCUUUACAACUAGGAGGUGAAUCUGGAAAGAGCUUACCACCUCCCCCUGAAUAAGCUCAUUAUUCCUUGAUGUUCAGGGUUGCAGUCAUGGCAUUCAGUUGCUAAUAUGCAUUAGUUUACUUUAAAAGUAGAUUGAGCCUCCAUUGAUAGAUGUUGUUUACAAUAUAUCUUUUAACAUUUGGUGUGUAUAUAUUUAUAAUGAUAAAUUAGGCCCCGUCCACACUUAUCUGGAAAUUUUUGUAUCCACAAAUUAUUUUUCCCGGAUACGAAAAUGUUUGCGUCCACACGCAGCGUAUUUGAAUCGUUUUCACCGUUCCACAUGUGUCCGUUUUCGUGAAAUUUGCGGAUACGACACAAAAAUUACGACAUGUGYGAUACGACACGUGUGGACGCAACCCGUAUCUGUAAAAAAAAAUUGCGGAUACAAAGAUUUCCAGAUACGUGUGGACGGGGCCUUAAUGAACUGCCAUCAGAGUCACGAUUCACAGUUCACUAGCUUAUAGUUUCGUGUGAGUCUCACUCUCCUUUUGCUCUUAGGGGGCUUUUAUUUAUAAGCACAUGGGGGAUUUGCAAAAUCAGAUGGAAAAAAGCUUCUCAAUCUGUGACAACCCCCAUAACCCUUUUCUCAAAAAAAUGUAACCCCCUACACCCCCCCCCCCUCCCCCAUGUGCUAAUGAAUAAAAAAGCACCCUUUUAAUUAGAAACCUUUUAUAUGCACCCAAAUUCAAUGGAAGCAGGGUAAUCUUAAAACAUUUUAUUUUCUUUCUUUAACUAAUGAAAUAUUCAGUUGUAUACACGUAUCAGAAUCACUUAUCCUUUUUAAAUGUGUAGAUUCCAGAUAUCAUUAUCCAUACCCCCUCACUGAAGAAUUUUCUUAAGAACUCCCUUACACCCAAAGAUUCCAAUUUUCUUCCAUACAAACUGUGUAAUUUUGAUUUUUCUUUGACCCCCCUACCCUUUGGAAUUUCCAAAUUUCUUGCUGGGGGAGAGGGGGAGGUGGGUAUGGAUAAUUUCUGGAAC
Molecule: messenger RNA, 3428 nt
Organism: Actinia tenebrosa (Australian red waratah sea anemone)
Lineage: Eukaryota; Metazoa; Cnidaria; Anthozoa; Actiniaria; Actiniidae
Cellular component (GO): cilium
Source: RefSeq, a predicted model, not a curated record